AUGGCUCGCACACGUAGCUUCCCGUGUUCGUGGGUCUCAUGCAAAAAGGUGUUCAAUCGCAAGUCAGAUCUCUGCAGACACUACCGGAUACACACGAAUGAACGGCCGUAUCGCUGCAACUUUCCCAAUUGUACCAAGAGCUUCAUCCAGCGCUCGGCGUUGACGGUGCAUUCGCGCACGCAUACGGGAGAGAAACCUCACGUCUGCAACUUUGCAAACUGCAGCAAGGCCUUUUCAGAUUCGUCGAGUCUUGCUAGACAUAGACGGAUACACACCGGUCGACGGCCGUACAAGUGCCUAGAGCCGACCUGCGAUAGAAGCUUCUGUCGCAAGACAACCUUGACCAAGCAUCAGAGUCGCUCUCACCAGCCAGAUGCCGUCUCUCCUUCCGCCCAGUCCUGCGAGUCGGAGCUCUACUCCCAGCCAGCACAGCACUCGAUAUCGAUGAUGUCGCAGUCGCCGCAGAUGCCACCACACCACAUCCAGUCGCAACCACAGCCUCAUGAGCAUCAUCAACAUCAACAUCAACAACAUCAGCAGCAGCAACACCUUCAGUCGCAUCCGCGACAACAACAUUCGCCCUACCAGCAGCAACAUUCGCCCAUAAUACCCGUACCCGACUACUAUCAUCACCAAUCCCAAUCUCAACCUACAACAGUCCACUCCAUCUCUAUCACAGCGGAACAACCCAUCCUCCCACCACAAGUCCACUACGUCACAGCGGGCAUCCUCCCACCUCAGAUCCCCCGUUACGACAUCCCCAUCACCACAUCAACCCCAACAUCCACAGAUCACCUCGCAUACCACCACCCCGUCUCCGUAUCCAUGCUACAGCAACAGCGCAUACAAGCGCCGCUACCAACCCCGAUACCGCACCAGACAGAUGGAUUCCAGGUGCUUCCCGUCAUUGCCGGUGGAGCCGGCAGCCAGUACAUGAAGGAGUUCGACCCCAUGAAGCAUAGCCAGCAGCGCAUGUUUGGAACAACAUAUCCGGAGCACGUUAAUUGGGAUUUCCUGGGGUUGAGUUAG
Molecule: messenger RNA, 1029 nt
Organism: Arthroderma uncinatum
Lineage: Eukaryota; Fungi; Ascomycota; Eurotiomycetes; Onygenales; Arthrodermataceae
Exons: 4
Coding region: 1-1029 (342 amino acids)
Biological process (GO): regulation of transcription by RNA polymerase II
Cellular component (GO): transcription regulator complex; PcG protein complex
Molecular function (GO): DNA-binding transcription factor activity, RNA polymerase II-specific; RNA polymerase II cis-regulatory region sequence-specific DNA binding
Source: RefSeq, a predicted model, not a curated record